GCGAUUUUCUGCUUGACAAGGUCAUACCAAUCGGUAUACAAAUCGGUAUGCCAUACCAUACCGGUAUAUGCUGGACGGGUGCAACGUGUUCAAUCGAAAAUGCUCCGAGCUGUGUUAAUCCACGCGGCAUCGGCGGCGCUCGUCGUUUCGGGAUGGCUUCCCUCCACCUCAGCUUUCCGUCCUAUGCGGCCCGAUGGCGGCCCGCUCUUCACCAGCUCCAAGGUUGUGCGCACUCUGAAUAUUGACAAUUACGACACCAUGCUGAACGACACACGAACAGUUUGGCUUGUGGAUUUUUACUCCCCGUGGUGCCCUCAUUGCCGCCAGUUCGCACCUCAAUGGGAGGAAGUGGCGAACGUCUACGCCCAUGCCAACACAAUUCAAUUAGGUGCGGUAGACUGCACGAAACAAAAUGAGAUAUGCGAUCGAGAGGACGUGCACUCGUACCCCUCCGUCAAGAUGUUCCAUGUACCACUAGAGGCCAAUGAAGCCAUCGAUAUGCCCCAUGAUGUCCACGUAUAUGCUCGCCAUGUGGCUAAGUGGAUCGAGGAGACACUCAAGGAAAACGGUAUGGGACCAUUAAUUGAUAUUGAUAAAAUGUACCCGAAGAAUACCCUGCGUAAUGACCUGAAGAAAAAGGAAUUUAAGUUCGGAGACCCCGUGGAGCCAUUACAUGACGAUCGAUCUGCGGAAAUUCAGAUGAAGAGAUUGAUGGAUGCUGGAACUACUGCGUUGUUUACAUUUGAGGAUGGAUUCUUUAUGGGCACGACGGUGUUGGCAGGAGAGAGAUAUGAUGCUGCGGUGACGUGGGUGCAGACACUAGCGGAUGCUUUUCCGAUGAAAGAAAACCGCGCUACGUUUGCACGGCUUGUGGAUAUGAUGAAGCAGCAGAACAGGUGGAAGCAGGCGGACUGGAACACAAUGAUACACACGUGGAAAGCUACGGCAAAUGCGAUGAGUUAUCCUAAGAAUUUGUUUGCGAAUAAGGACGAUUUGAGUUUGUGCACGACGUUCACGUGCGGGAUCUGGACGCUGUUUCACAGUUUAACUGUAAAUGGUGUCGGUCAGUUGAAGCCGAGUGAGAUCAUGAUAGCUAUCCGUCUCGUCGUCAAGCAUUUUUUCGGCUGCGAGGAGUGUAGGCGUCAUUUCCUGAAGGCAAACCCGGAGACUGUGAUUAAGAAAAUGGCGCUUAGAGACGAAGAUGGCCCUGACUCCGUGACAUUUUGGAUCUGGACGAUGCACAACACUGUCAAUAAGGUACUCGGCAAACCGAGGUGGCCAACCAACUUGUCGUGUCCCAACUGCUACUUUGCGAAUGGCCACCCACUGUCGUUGGACCCGGCACAGCUUAGCGAAGAAGAUAUCGUUGCAUACGUCAGAAGCGUUUACAAGAUUGAAGGUAAUCUGAAACUUGGGCAGCACGCUACUACCACGACGUCAUGGCUCACGUUGCGGAGAUUCACUUCAAUGGCCGCAGUCGCGCUGCUCACUGCGGUCUUCGCUACGAUAUUCCAGCAGUACAAGCACCGUCUCGUUGGAAUGAAAGUAUUGAGAACACGCGAUCACAUUGCAUAGAAGACAGGCUUGUUAAAAAAAACUAGUACGAAGUAGAUGCAAAGCAUUUACAUUUCUCAAAUAACCCAAUUGGGCUAUUUUAAAAGGGAAAAUUCCAAUCGUGGACUCAUUUUUACCACACCACUUCAAAGCC
Phytophthora nicotianae INRA-310 is the source of this 1708-nucleotide messenger RNA. RefSeq lists its product as hypothetical. Lineage: Eukaryota; Oomycota; Peronosporomycetes; Peronosporales; Peronosporaceae. Gene Ontology annotation, molecular function: flavin-dependent sulfhydryl oxidase activity; protein disulfide isomerase activity. The coding region runs from base 100 to 1575 and encodes 491 amino acids. The record is from RefSeq and is a predicted model, not a curated record. The transcript has a single exon. Gene Ontology annotation, biological process: protein folding. Gene Ontology annotation, cellular component: Golgi membrane.